This is a messenger RNA of Neocloeon triangulifer, 1393 nucleotides long. RefSeq lists its product as uncharacterized. Bases 201 to 998 code for a protein of 265 amino acids. NCBI's taxonomy places the organism in Eukaryota, Metazoa, Arthropoda, Insecta, Ephemeroptera, Baetidae. The record is from RefSeq and is a predicted model, not a curated record. The transcript is spliced from 7 exons.
AGGAAGAGGAAGGCUGUCGGCUCGGCUGACCCGGCUCUUGUCGUCUUGUCGCCGCAGAAAUUUCACGAGACUCAGACUUCAAUUGCCGACAAGAAACUCCUCAUCGCCUCUGCGAUCUUCCAUUGAUUGAUCCCUCGAUCACCGUUUUUGGCGCUGCCCAUUAUCAAUUCUUAUAUUCUCAGGUGCUAAUUUGAUACAUAAUGAAAAAAUCAACUGGUACGAUUAAAAAGCAACCAUCAGCAACUGGCAGUAGGUCUCGCCGCAGGGACCCUUCCGAGGAGAAAGACCUCAAACAGUGCACGAUAUGCAAAAAACUCCUCAGACCCUCUUCAGUUUAUAGACAUGAACAAAAGUGUGAGCGCACAACCCGUGAGAGAGAGGAAUGGGAGAAGAAAAAUAAUGCCUCAAAAACUGGACGUGUCUCUCGGUCCGAGCUGGACGAACUGAAAAGAACUAUUGCAAAGCUACUGUCGGAGAGAGAAGAACCAGAUUUCAAGUUCUCGAGCGAUCAGGACGGUGAAGAUUCUCAUGAUGAUAAUGUGUUACCGGAGAGGCAUCGUCAAUUGGCACCACCAGCUCACGUUGUUGGAGGUGCUGACAGGUUUCUGUCUCUAAAGAUCAGCAGAGUCAAAUUAAACGCUGAAGAGAUUUCCUGCAUCAAGCAAUUGACGGAGUCGUUGUGCUACGCCGAAGCAGGCAAGUGGGACGAGGACAUGGUCGGUAAAUUACUUGAUGGAGUCACGGAGGGAGCCAAAACCGUUGACAAGACCGUCACUUCGUUGGAGCGAUUCAUUCGUCUCGCCAAGUUGAUUUCUCUGGACAUGACCUCUGUCGUCUUGGAGAAAAGGUGCCGCGAAUGCAACAAGGAGUCUGAAGUAAUUUUUCAUUCAGAUUGUGAACAUUUUUUCAUCUGCCAGUCGUGCUUUUUGUCGAUCAAAAGGUUCAGAUGUGUUGAAAAAAACUGUCUGAGAAAUAACUGCUCCUUCCGCCACGUGUGAAUGAAAUCAUGUCUUUUGCAACUGGCGUCAGCGUUCAUAUUUGUACUUCAAUUCUCUGUAUUUUUUAAAUGGUCUGCUAUUCUCGCGUAAAAUACUUGCGAUGAACUUUCCAACUUCAUGUCCAAGUUGGGCCAGUACCCAAGAGGACUUUUCAUUAAUUUUAUUUUUGUUGUAUGAUUUCACAGUUGCCAAUUUGUUUGGUUGUUUGUCCAAACUAAGAGAUUGUAUAUUUUUGUCAAUAACAAGCCUUUGUACUCUUUAUAUUUUGGAAUUUUUCAAUCAAAUAGUAUCUGUUGUGCCAUUGACACUUCUUGUUGCUCAUAUAUCUGCUUUGAGUUUUUUGUAAUUUAAAUUUUUUGCCGCUAUAAUAUAAAAUAAAACAUCAAAAAUUAACU